Molecule: messenger RNA, 1938 nt
Organism: Acytostelium subglobosum LB1
Lineage: Eukaryota; Evosea; Eumycetozoa; Acytosteliales; Acytosteliaceae
Exons: 6
Coding region: 1-1938 (645 amino acids)
Biological process (GO): protein phosphorylation
Molecular function (GO): protein kinase activity; calcium ion binding; ATP binding
Source: RefSeq, a predicted model, not a curated record
AUGCAUGAUCUAAUCAGUCAUAGUAAUAGUGGAGCUGCUGGUAGUGUCGAUCAAUCAACAUCUACAUCGUCAUCAUCAUCGUCAACAACAAUGAUAGCAGCAGCAGCAGUUGUACCAACAAUAUCUGUAGUACCUACAUCAGAUGACAACAUUAACAACAUCAACAAUAGUGGUGGUAGUAAUACAACCAAUACAACUAAUUCAACAACGACAACAACUACUACAUUACAUACUGCCAAGUACAAUGGACCUUAUAGUUACAAGACAGUUACAUUACCACCACAUCAACAGGUGAUCGUUCACAAUCAACCAUUCUCACUAGUCCAUACCAAUCCUCCAAUCGAAGCACUUUCCUCCUCGCCCACCUCAUCCUCCGCCACCACACCAAUGAUCAGUGUACUCUCGCCACAACUACAACAACAGAUGUUACUUCAAAAGAAGAGAAUAUCACAAAGGAACAACUCUGGACCACCAGAGAUACCACCUGAAGAGAUCAACUUUGAUCCAAAGACUGAUUUGUUGGGCGGUGGUGCAUAUGGCAAGGUGUACAAGGCGACGUGUCGUGGAAAGCCCGUGGCGGUCAAGGUCCCCAAGAAGCAAACACUCAGCGAGUCUGAACUAAAGGCCUUUCAGAAUGAGGUGGCCAUCUGGAAACAGAUCUUCCAUCCCAACGUUGUAAUGUGCAUGGGUGCCUGUACCAAACCAGGCAAGAUCAUGAUUGUCUCUGAACUCAUGAGAUCAGACCUCGAGAAGUUGAUCCACAGGAGUCCAGAGCCACCACCCCUCUAUCAACGUAUGAAGAUGGCACUUGAUGCUGCACUUGGAAUGAACUGGCUACAUGGUAUUAAUAAUAUCUUGCAUAGAGAUUUGAAGUUGGCCAACCUUAUGAUUGGCAAGGACAACACUGUAAAGAUAACAGACUUUGGAUUCUCACAAGCAUUAAAGUCUGGUACGACUACGACGGAUCAGAGAGGACCAAAGGGAACUGCAUUGUACAUGGCACCAGAGGUGAUGCAAAAGAAGGAGUUCAACGAGAAGGCUGAUGUAUAUAGUUUUGGUCUCAUCCUCUAUGAGUUGGCAACAUGUGAGGAACUAUUCCCAGACUAUUCAGAGAUGGAGGAGUUCUCAAAUGCCAUUUGUAAUUUAAGACUUAGACCAACAGUACCAAAUCAUUUACCAAAGUCUUUGGCAAUGUUGAUGCAAAGAUGUUGGGAUCAUGAUUCAACGAUGCGUCCAUCAUUCUCUGAAGUGUCACAAAAGAUGAAUGAGGUGUUGAUUGACAUUGCCAUCAGUGAACCAAGUGCUGCCACAUUUUGGAAGACAUCAUUCAACUCACCAGACGAUGUCAAAUGGUCAGACUUUAGUAGAAAGUUAUCCGAAUCUACUGGUGUAGAUAUUAAUGAUAUACAACCAAUAUCAAAGUUACUCAUCUCUACAAAGAUGGAUGAUGAUGAUGAGAAUGGAUUUGUAAAUAUUGAUAGGUUCGAUUUGAUGACCAAAUGGUUUGGUCGAUUCUAUGGACAACCACGUGGAGCCACGACGACAUCAUCAGAAUCAGUGGUGGUACUCAAGGAGAUGGCAACAUUGGUGAGCAGGAGAUGGUUCCACUUUGACAUUGCUCGUGAUGUGUCAGAGAGACGUCUACGCAGUAGACCAGAGAACACAUUCCUCAUUCGACUCAGUCUGAACGAUCCGAUCAAGUCACCAUUCACCAUCUCCAAGAUCAAGAGCACAAAACCAAUGCACAAGCGAGUGAAUCGUGAGGAUGUCCCCGUCUCUAGCGACUACCCCAUGGGAAUCAAGUUGAUGGUACCAGUCGAGAACACAGAGAUGUGUUUCAACAGUGUGAUUGCAAUGGUGGACAAGCUCAAAUCAAUUGGUAACCUUGGUCCAGAAUGUCCACAUACAGAGAUCAAGGUACCUUAUGUCAAUGAUUAA